CAGGACACCAUGUCGCUCUCAGUGCUGAGCUCUGGGCUGUCCCAGCGCAUGUCUGAGCAGAGCAGAGUGGCAGGCCAAGCCAGGGGCCUGUCCACUUCCAGCCCUGUGGGGGGCCCUGGGGCCAGCGCCUUUGGCUUCGGAGCUGGGGGGUUUUGCUGUGCUGGGGGCUUCUCUGCUGCUUCCGUGUUUGGGUCCAGCUCUGGCUUCUCUGGUGCCUCUACGUGUUCGCUGGCCAGGGGCCUGGGCACUGGUCACGGGGGACCCUUGGGAGGUGGCUUCAGAGGGCUGGGAAUGGCAUUUGGGGACAGCCCAGCAGGUGGCUCUGCAGGUAUCCUCGGUGGCAAUGAUGGAGGCCUUGUUCCUGGGUCAGAAAAAGCCACCAUGCAAAAGCUGAAUGACAGACUCGCAUCCUACCUGGAGAAGGUUCGAGCCCUGGAGGAGGCCAAUGCUGACCUGGGACAGAAAAUCCGAGACUGGUAUGAAAGGCAAGGAAGUGGGGCCAGGGACUCCUCAUCCCAGAACAGUUACAGUAAAUACUACCCACUGAUCGAGGACCUCAGGAACAAGGUCCUCUCUGCCAGCAUCGGAAAUGCCCAGGUCAUCCUGCAGGUGGACAAUGCCAAGCUGGCCGCCGAGGACUUCCGAAUGAAGUAUGAGAGUGAGCUGGCCCUACACCAGAUGGUGGAGACCGACAUCCACGGGCUGCACAGGGUGCUGGAUGAGCUGACCCUGCCCAGGGCUGACCUGGAGAUGCAGAUUGAGGGCCUGAACGAGGAGCUGGCCUACCUGAAGAGGAACCACAAGGAGGAACUCCAGAGCAUCCGAGCCAAAGGCCCCAGGGAGAUCAGUGUGGAAAUAGACGCGGUGCCGGGUGUGGACCUCACCAGGCUCCUCAACAACAUGAGGGCACGGUUCGAAGUCCUCACAGAGCAGAACCGCAAGGAUGCAGAGGCCUGGUUUGUGGAAAAGAGCGGGGAGCUCCAGAAGGAGAUCAGCUCCAACACCGAGCAGCUGCAGUCCAGCAGGAGCGAGGUCACCGACCUGCAGCGCGCCCUGCAGAGCUUGGAGAUCGAGCUGCAGUCUCAGCUUGCCCUGAAGAAAUCCCUGGAGGACUCGCUAGCGGAGACCGAGGGCGGCUACUGCAGCCAGCUGUCCCAGGUGCAGCAGCUCGUGGGCAACCUGGAGGCGCAGCUGCAGCAGGUGCGAACCAACGCCAAGUGCCAGGGUGCUGAGCACCAGCGGCUGCUGGACGCCACAGCCCGGCUGGAGCUGGAGAUCGAGACAUACCGCCGACUGCUGGAUGGGGAGGCCGCGGGUGAUGGUUUGGAUGAAAGCUCAUCUGUAACAGUCUCCAACUCUCAAGCUCAGUCCAUUGAUUCUUCUAAAGAUCCAAAUAAAACCCGAACAAUCAAGACAAUUGUGCAGGAGGUGAUAAACGGAGAGGUGGUCUCAUCCCAAGUUCAAGAAAUUGAAGAAGUGAUGUGA
Messenger RNA from Heterocephalus glaber (naked mole-rat), 1485 nucleotides. RefSeq names its product keratin 12 (gene Krt12). Gene Ontology annotation, cellular component: cytoskeleton. The record is from RefSeq and is a predicted model, not a curated record. Gene Ontology annotation, biological process: epithelial cell differentiation; morphogenesis of an epithelium; intermediate filament organization. Gene Ontology annotation, molecular function: structural molecule activity. NCBI's taxonomy places the organism in Eukaryota, Metazoa, Chordata, Mammalia, Rodentia, Bathyergidae.